GACAUUUGAAGGCUGGAGCUUAAGGAGAGCAGAACAAUGGCAGCCAAACAGCAAGGCAAGAAGAAAGCCAGGGUUCCAAAGAGGAAGAACGUCAACAAGAAGCACCAACAAGCGCGAUGGAAUUGGAAGAAGCUCCAGGCUCAAAAACGUAAGAAGAAGCAGCCUCAUUUGAAGCGUCAAGCCAAGAGGACCUCAGCCGCUAAGUCAGGGAGCAGUGGGCAGCCAAGAAAGAUCUGUUCCUCAAAGCUCUUUGCUUCCAAAAUUCUGCGCCAGUUGCCCAAGGUGCGCAUGGAGGCCAAGGCCAGGAAUCUGAUGAAGACCUUGUUGGCAGACUUAUACAGUCACGUGGCGACCCAAGUAGAGGCCUUGAGGCAGAAAGCGGAGCAGGCCCAGGCCCUCGUCAGCUGCAACAAUGUCCAAACUGCCUUGAAGGAGGCCAUGGAGAAGGAGUUGACCAAGCACAUGGCUGAACAGCCCACCGCCAUCACCACCACUUAGAGAAGCAUCCCUCUUCUUCUCCAGCGGCAGCAAGAAAGGAGAGGAGCAAAGGUUGCCCUGAGAAGAUCCAUAUAAUACCCAAGAGACUUAAAAAAUAUAUUGCUGCCUUCAUAAGUUCAAGAAAUCCUGUCAUUUACCACUUUAGACAUCUCAUCGGACACCAAACGGAGAGAAUUGCUAUGGAAAAGACACGAAAAAGGUGGCUUUCGAAAAGAACCACAAUUCCAGUAAAGCAGGAUUUUAUUAGGUUUCUUCACUUCUUCCAAUAAAUCUGAAUUUUAGCGGUU
This is a messenger RNA of Podarcis lilfordi (Lilford's wall lizard), 785 nucleotides long. NCBI's taxonomy places the organism in Eukaryota, Metazoa, Chordata, Lepidosauria, Squamata, Lacertidae. The record is from the annotation of a GenBank genome assembly.